AUGCCAGCUAAUGGUGGAAGACUCAGCGCAGUCGCGAGGCGGCGACUGUUGCGGGAUGUGCAGGAGGCUGCGUCGAGUCCCAGCCAAGUCACUCCUUCACCAGUAUCCAAAGCCAGUCUGAGCGAGGCUCCAUCUAUUGACCAACCUGUGGGCAAUGCCAAUUCCUCGGAAGAUGAGGGGAUCCAGACUCCAAAUCCGUUUGCAACGCUGGUUGAAGCUUCUGCCGUCCAUUUUAGCUCGACUCGAGAAAUCGAGCAAUUGACCGACCGAUCUGUCAAGAUCAAACUCUCGCGAGGCCAGAAAUGUGUUGUGUUGGGAACAUACACGCUGUGGGUGAAGCACGGAUCCGUGUCCCUCUACGGCGCGAUUCUUACUGCCACGACGGCCAUGUACCGUGUCUAUGCCCCUGCUUCACAUGCACUUCCGCCGAUUGAGGCCGUGAGCUCGAGUGCCGAAAUCCAAGUUGAAUCUCUCAAUGACGGGGUCAGAGAUCUUCCAAAAGUCGGAUUCAGAGGGAUGUGGACCCCAUUCGGUGUCAAGCCAUCGGCGGCAUCUUUCUAUGUGCUGGGCCAUUCUUUCGAACAAGACCCGAAGGCUCCAAGACGUCUGAAGGAGUUGGACACUGCCUACUGGAAAUCGCUCAUGGCCGAAUUUCCCGGCGCUGACACAAGCAAGCCACAAAGAGUCUUGGUAUGCGGCAAACGUUCCUCUGGACUUUCGACUUUGGUUCGGUGUGUCUUCAACCGACUUCUUGCCAAAGAAUCUGCCCGACCAGAUAUUACUCACCCAAAAGGAGUCAUGUUGGUGGAUUUGGACACGAACACGCCAGAGUUUGCUCCUCCGGGCAUGAUUAGCCUGGUGCACAUUGCAAACCCCGUUUUUGGCCCAGCGUUCGCCAACAUCCUGCCAGCCUACCGAGGAGGAACCAGUCGGGUGUUGGCAAAGCAUUUUCUUGGUGAUCUAGACACAAGAGGUGUGGUCAAUUGGCACAUUGAUCGCGUCUCUGAUUUACUGGAUGUUGAACAGAAGUGUCGUGGCGAAUUCGAGGGUGCACCAGUCCUCGUGACAUGUCCCAAGUGGCUCAACGACAUCGACAACGCCACGGCGAGCAAGCUCUGGGCAAAGCUGGCCCUCACGGACAUUGUUUGUGUUGACUCUACUCCCGGAUCGCCCCAUUUAGAGCCCUGGAGACCACUAGCAGAAACGGGGAAUUGUCGUAUUCACCAGAUUCCGGCUCAGGUGUUUGACAAGAUAUCUCCAGUGCGGGAGCAUGACCUUCAAAUGCAGUCAUACUUCCAUCUGAGAGACGCACCUAUCAAUCGCCCCUACUGGGUUGACACGCCGGUCUUAGUGACAACGUCUCACUCUAUGACCCUAACGUACAGUGGUAAUGCCGCAAACAUAUUGGCAAUCAUUCUGUUGGGCGGCCGUGUUGCGCCUGAGGACACGUACGAUGCCCUAGAAGGAAGUAUGGUUGCUGUGCUGGCCACAAAAGUGCCAUGUGAUGUCAGCGACGACAGCGAUCGCGCCGGGAUAUGUCGGACGGAGGAGGAUCUGCCGCUUUGGGCAGAUUACGGCCGUCUGGAAAGUUCCUUUCCGUUUUCGGCGGAGGGUUCUCGAUGCCUGGGGCUCGCCCUGGUGCAGGAGAUCGACAUUCUCCAAAGGACGAUCACUCUUAUCACUGCAGCCGAACUGCAGGUGCAUGAAAUCCAGGAACAGACUCACGGUGUGGCACUGGUGGUGCCAAAAGCAACGACAGACGGAAGGUUCAAAACGGACUGGGCGAAGAGGGAAAUGCACAUGAAGAAGGGUGGCGGCAGCAGCCAAACAAAAUAA
Messenger RNA from Fonsecaea erecta, 1836 nucleotides. RefSeq lists its product as hypothetical. The record is from RefSeq and is a predicted model, not a curated record. The transcript is spliced from 3 exons. Lineage: Eukaryota; Fungi; Ascomycota; Eurotiomycetes; Chaetothyriales; Herpotrichiellaceae. Gene Ontology annotation, biological process: cleavage in ITS2 between 5.8S rRNA and LSU-rRNA of tricistronic rRNA transcript (SSU-rRNA, 5.8S rRNA, LSU-rRNA). The coding region runs from base 1 to 1836 and encodes 611 amino acids. Gene Ontology annotation, cellular component: nucleus. Gene Ontology annotation, molecular function: polynucleotide 5'-hydroxyl-kinase activity.